AUGGCGCCGAAUCUUGCAGAGUCUCAAUACCCAGUGAUUGGCGAUAUGAUCCAUAGUAUAAGGUCGUUAUUAUCCAGAGCCUGUAGCGAACGUUUCUGCUAUAUAGUACGCCACCCGGUUACUUCCAUUGAUAUUAGGCCCGAUCAGGAUACCUUGGAACGAAGUGGAGGAACGGACAAAGUCCCAACCUUGGAUCGACGGCUGAAGCAGCUCAAAUUCCUAAUUGAAGAUGGAGCCAAGUAUAAGGAGGAAAUUGAAGCCGAGAAAGCUAUACCUAAAAAGCGAGGCACACUAUCUAUUAAGCAGAGAUUUACUAACCUCCUCUUCCCCUAUACGAUUAAGUAUAAGAGGAAGAAGGCUGGGAAGGGGAAGAAGGGGAAGAAAGGGAAGAAGGCUAAGAACGGGAAGAAAGGCAGGAAGUACUACGGCCUCCCCAUCCUAGUUAUACUUCCUAAGGAGGUAACAGAAACGAGGGUUAAAGGAGCAGAUUAG
Molecule: messenger RNA, 492 nt
Organism: Hyaloscypha bicolor E
Lineage: Eukaryota; Fungi; Ascomycota; Leotiomycetes; Helotiales; Hyaloscyphaceae
Exons: 6
Coding region: 1-492 (163 amino acids)
Source: RefSeq, a predicted model, not a curated record